Molecule: messenger RNA, 3030 nt
Organism: Lampris incognitus (smalleye Pacific opah)
Lineage: Eukaryota; Metazoa; Chordata; Actinopteri; Lampriformes; Lampridae
Product: tricarboxylate transport protein B, mitochondrial
Exons: 9
Coding region: 371-1327 (318 amino acids)
Biological process (GO): mitochondrial citrate transmembrane transport
Source: RefSeq, a predicted model, not a curated record
CUUGUUCCAGCUGGUUCGGUUAAUGAAAGAAAGAAAGAGUGAGACCGAGAGAGAGAGAGCCCCGCCCUUCCCCUGGCGUGAAACAAAAGUAGCCAGUCUCCUCUCACGCUCCCAGCCGCACCACAGCCUCCCAGUAUAGAGCCGCUGGUGCCAGCGUGUAAAUCGGUGGCCCCCCCAGAUAAAAUCAGUUGAGGUCUGCAGACCACUCCGCGACCGCCAGCAUCCGGCCGGGGCGGACCGAGCGCACCGAAGGCGUCCAUGUGUUGCGCGCUAAUCAAGUCAACACUCGACUCGGCUUUGUACGCGGAGCUGGACUUGUUUUGAGAAGCAUCUCUCGCAGGUUUUCGUCGGUCCGCUCUUUCAAGUGAACAUGCACGGAACCGACACGUUUGUGAGCCCCUUCCACAGACCGCGGUGUUUGGCGGCGGCGACGGCGGCGGGGGGGAAAACGAAAUUGACUCACCCGGGGAAGGCGAUUUUGGCAGGUGGUAUCGCAGGUGGCAUCGAGAUCUGCAUCACCUUCCCCACAGAGUAUGUUAAGACACAGUUACAGCUGGAUGAGAAAGCCAACCCACCCAAAUACAGGGGAAUAGGUGACUGUGUGAAACAGACUGUGCAGAGUCAUGGUAUCAGAGGACUCUACAGAGGCCUCAGCUCUCUUGUUUAUGGAUCCAUACCCAAAUCAGCAGUCAGGUUUGGUGUGUUUGAGCUUCUCAGUAACUCUGUGAGGGACGAGACAGGCCGGCUGGACAGCACCAAAGGCCUGCUGUGUGGGCUGGGAGCUGGGGUGAUGGAGGCUAUCGUGGUGGUGUGCCCCAUGGAAACCAUCAAGGUUAAGUUUAUCCAUGACCAGACGUCAGCCAACCCCAAGUACAGGGGCUUCUUCCAUGGAGUCCGAGAGAUCGUACGGACGCAAGGUUUGAGGGGGACGUACCAGGGCCUCACUGCCACCGUCCUCAAACAAGGCUCCAACCAGGCGAUCCGUUUCUAUGUCAUGACCUCUCUCAGAAACUGGUACAAAGGCGAUAACCCCGACAAGGCCAUUAAUCCUUUGGUGACCGGGCUGUUUGGAGCGGUAGCCGGAGCGGCCAGUGUGUUUGGGAACACGCCCCUGGAUGUCAUUAAGACCAGGAUGCAGGGUCUGGAGGCACAUAAAUAUAAAGGAACAGUCGACUGUGCUGUUAAAAUCCUAAAACACGAGGGUUUAUCUGCGUUUUAUAAGGGGACUGUUCCUCGGCUUGGUCGUGUGUGUCUGGAUGUGGCCAUAGUCUUCAUCAUCUACGAGGAGGUGGUGAAGAUCUUGAAUGCUGUGUGGAAGACGGACUGAGACAGAACUGCCAAAAGGAGGGCCGCCGUUUCCUGCCCGGCCCGCGGGCACAGAUCCAAGCUCGGCGCACCUUGUCGUUAUAACGUAACCUUAAGCCACGAGGUGGUGAAACACAAAACUGAACUUAGAUCAGUGUCCUCACACAACUUUGUAUGCUAACCGGGUAGUCAGAGAACCCACACAGAGAGCCUGCAGAAACGAAUGCAACCUAAACAUAGUGAGCGUAGUGUGUCUGUAUUAGUGUUGUCCCUGCCAGAGAUGUGCUGCGUGCACAAGUUAGCCGAUACUCGGCACUAACGCACCUGAGAUAACGUUCCCCCACCGGGUCAGGGUUAUGAAACCAGAUUUUAUUUGUAUGUUUACUCAUUCGCAGCUGUUGUGACGUUAAUUCCAAGCGUGCAGGUGUGUUGUCCUGAGUUAGCGCUGCUCUCGUUCUAUUUGUGUUCGUGCCUCAUGUGGCUUAUGGAAGAGCGAAGAGCCAGUUCACACCGACAUCGUCUGCAGGAACCUCCAUAACUAACACUAAGCCUUUAACAAAGAUGACUUGUUUUUAUGAUAUGCCAAUUAUUUUUAUAUAAUUCAGAUUCCAAUUUAGUUUACUACCAACAUUGUAGUUAUAUUGUAAAGUAUAUGUUUUGAAGAUGGGUAUUAUUUCUGUGCCAGGUGCCAAACCAAUUCUACCAGUCAGUUGUGCAGAGCGGGGGUGUUGUGAGGACGGGCCAAUGAUGUUAAUGAUGGGAGAGAAAAUAGUAUUAUAUAUGAUUCAGAUCACUUUGGGGUGGGGGGGAUACUUUAUUAAUUAUUUAUUUGUUGAAUGUUGAAUAUUUAUAUCGGAGACCGUUUGCUGUUCAGCGUUACAUAUCUUAAUGAGGUUUGGGUGCUAAAGUGUUUUCUUGAACAUUUUAAGGGGGAAAAAAAACCCCAACUUCCUGUAUCGUUGGCUGUGAUUGUUAAGUAAUGCCGCAGCAACUCCGCCGUACAGUCCACUUUGUCACGUCAGUGCUACUAUUCCAGCCCACGUCACCUUGUCGCCGCUGGCUCAUUAGCCCGCCGUGUCAUGACACAGCCGUGUGUUAUAACACACAACACCUGGCUGUGGCGCAGCUUCCCAUGUCGAGGUCAGCUUGCAAGCUGCAUGGCUCUCCAUUCCACAUACAUUACAUACAUUCCUGAAGCUUUUCUCGUCAGCCUGUUUAAAGCCCACGUUCGUCUUGUUUUACUUUGUGUUUUUCUGUGAGAUUGUUUGUAAUCACAGAGAAGCUGUGUUGUGUAACUGCUUCGCUCACGUGCCUAUGCCAUCCUGUUCUUUGGUGAUUGUUAACGCUUGCUUGAAUGUUUACCAUCGAUUUUAACUGAGGUCCAAUUGUGAUGUGUUUUUAUAACAACCAGUUGUUCUGUGUUGUGUGUGUUCUGUGCCACCACCAUGGGGGUGUGACGAGCCCUGGUACACAUCCUGCUGUGAAGAUCGUUGUAGAGUAAUGGAGGGUCGUUCCCCCUGGUGGUGAAGUGUGUCACUGUUAGGGGUUGGUUUAUGGUUUUUCUUCAGAAAUGUUUGCGCAAAUUCCUGUGAGAUGAUAAAUGGUACGGACAUGUGAUUUUUUUUUUUUUUUUUGGCCAUUGAUUGGAAGUUGUGUGCAAGUGCUACCCAAGAAAUGACCCCAAUCGGCCUGAUGGGGGCGCUAUGAUUAAAGAUUAACUUUCAA